AUGAAUCAAUAUCCUCAACAGUCAUCGCAUUCAAAUUCUUCUGAUCAGCAUUUUCUUGGACAAAACUCUCAGGAGCAACAGAUACAUCGCCCAAUGAAUGCUACAGAUUUUAACUCAAUGGCCGGUCAUCACGCCCAGUCCGUCUCUGAUAUCCCAGUUGGUAUGUAUAAUCAGGCGGAUAAUUCCCAUUCCGGCUUUCACUCAUCUAAUCAACAAUACUACUCCCAAUUUGCACAUAAUCAUUCUCCUCAAAAUCGUGAAGACUUGGAUAUGACGCAAUCGUACUAUGGUAUCAUGCCGGUCACCGAUAAAUAUAAUUCUAACACUCCUACUAAUUCUAUUCCCCAACAACCCUCAUAUCCCACUGUUAAUGAAUCCGUCAAUGGCCCGAAAGAAGUUCAGAAUGCUACCCCAACUCCUGUCAAAAGAAAACGAGGUCGUCCUGCUCUUUACCCCCAGGCUGAUAAUGAUGGUAGAGGAGCUAUCACAGACGAAGAAGAACAUACCCUUUUCGGAGCGAUUCGUUCCGGCCGGUCGUCUCCCCAAACACUAGUGGACGAUUGGAUAGAGCAGUACAAGACAAAUCGUGCUCCUGCUAUGCUAGAAUUGGUUCAAUUCUUCAUAUCCUGUUCGGGAUGCAAGGGCAAGGUUUCACUGGAUAUGUACAACAGUCUCAGUCACACUGAAAUUAUCAAGCGUAUGACUGAGGAAUUUGAUGAAGACUCAGGCGAGUAUCCGUUAGUCCAAUCUAGCCAAAUUUGGCGUAGAUUCAGGACAAACUUUAUGGAAUUCAUCCAAGUUCUCAUCCGUCAGUGUCAAUACAGUAUCAUUUACGACCAGUGUAUGGUUGAACAAAUUGGUUCCCUUCUUACUGGUCUCUCAGACUCUCCUGUCCGUGCAUUUCGCCAUACGAGUACCUUAGCAGCAAUGAAAAUGAUGACAGCUCUAGUAGACGUCGCUCUGAACGUCAGCAUUAAUCGUGAUAACACCCAACGUCAGUACGAAUCCGAACGCUCUCGUAGUGGAAACUCAGCUACUGCAAACCGUCGUUCUGGUUCAGCUGUCAGUGAUCGAUUGGAAGUCCUCAUGACUCGUCGUCAGGAGCUAGAGGAGAAUAUGAAGGAGGUGAAAGAUAUGCUGGUUAUGCUUUUUAAGGGAGUCUUUAUCCAUCGUUAUCGCGACAGCCAACCCGAGAUUCGUGCUAUCUGUAUCGCCGAGAUUGGGGUGUGGAUGAGACGAUAUCCUGCUAUGUUUCUGGAUGACAGCUACCUUAAGUACAUUGGUUGGACUCUUUAUGACAGGGUUGGUGAAGUUCGACUCCAAUGUCUUCGUGCUCUACAGCCUCUUUACGAUGAUCCGAACUACGUGUCAAAUUUGUGUCUCUUUACCUCCCGUUUUAAGCAAAGAUUGGUUGAUAUGACUCUGGAUAAGGAAUUAGAUGUUGCUGUUCAGGCUGUUAAAGUUGUCUCCUGUAUUCUUAAACACACGGAGUCUAAACUGGAGGAUAAAGAUUGUGAGAACAUCUACGAAUUAGUCUACUGUACACACAGACCUCUAGCUCAAGCAGCCGGUGAAUUCCUAACCCUUAAACUCUUUGAGGUUGAUGCGAGUGCACCGAUCGCUAGGACGAAGAAGGGCAAAAAGCGAAGUGAAAAUACCCCCCUUAUUCGUGAUUUAAUACAAUUUUUCAUUGAGAGUGAAUUACACGAACAUGCCACCUACUUAGUUGACAGUCUGUGGGAGAUUGCGCCCAUGCUUCGCGAUUGGGAGGCAAUGAUUGACUUGCUGAUUGAAGAACCCGGAAAGAAUGAGGAACCGCUGGAUGCAAAUCAAGAAAGUAGUCUAAUUGAAAUUAUGGUGUGCUGUGUGCAACAAGCAGCCACUGGAGAGAGUCCGGUUGGUCGCCAAUCUGGCUCUCACUCCUCUUCCGCAGUAGUCUUGGGUGCCGGUGAGGCUGCUAUACCGCGUGUCGGUCGAGGUGGGGUUCUUUCAGCUCGCGAGGCGAAAGCCCUGGCCGAAGCGCGAGCUCGAAUGACGGAGGCGAUGAUCCCUGCUCUACAUCCUCUUCUCACGCGCUUCGGUGAGUCUGCCGAACGAGCAACCACCCUUCUACAAAUUCCUCGCUACAUGGAUCUUGAAAUAUAUACCACUGGGCGACAUCAACGACAAUUGGAUCUCCUUCUGCAAUGUAUCGAGCGAAUAGUAGAGCGACACACUGAUCCCGAGACCCUCCUGGCCUGUUCCCGAGUAUACGAAGUCUUGUGCCAGGAUGAUUUGAGUAUCGCAGCCAACUGUCAGACUGUCCGUGCCACUUUACUCGACCGUCUCACUGACCUCUACCGCCGUGCCUUUCUCUCUUACUUCAAUGAACAAGGUGAUGAGCCGGAUGCUGAUGACGAAUUCCACCUUGUUGCUGCUUUGAAACGCAUCUAUGCAUUCUUUUCCUGCCAUGACCUUAAUGGUCUAGAUCUUUGGAAGAGUCUACUCAAAAUUGUAUCUAGUUCUCCUAAUGAAGCCACUCCUGAAAUUAUCGCUCAGGCUACUGCUUGUUGUGCAAAAUCCCUUCUCUGGCGUCUGGCCCACGUUAGCGAGCCUGAUCCUCCACAGUCUGAGGUUGAUGAGCUGCGUCUAAUGUUGGACGAAUUCAUGUCCCAAUGUACAAGAUGGUUGACAUAUGAGAACAAGAGGAUUGCGUCUGAAGCCUAUCUUUCAGUCUCGGAUCUUCUGAUUGCCUUUUCAAGACAUCUUGCCACCACGGAACCGAAUAUCAAGUCGUUGGCCUAUAUUCCAAAUUCAACGAUGGAGGCUGGGUUAAUCCGAUUCCUAGAAGCCUUUGUGUUUGUGGAUGAAGAGGAAGAUGAGAACGUGAAGUUUGAAGCCCUGCACGAGAGACGAAUUCAACUGGCCGGUUUUUGCAAGUUAGUUGUGUACAACAUCCUCCCCAUCAAAUCUGCCGCCCCACUCUACCGGCACUAUAUUCACUUUCAUGGCGAGUUCGGUGAUAUCAUGAAGUCUACUCUGGGCAAGUUGAGAGAAAUAAAUCGUACUCAAACUGCCAAGAUGCUUGCCUACUGCUUGCAGCUUGGAUUUAGUGAACUUCAAGCGGCCAGUCAAGUGAAUCUUGUGGAACGCAGUACUGAAGGCUUCCAAUCCUUGCGCGAGUUAGCACGCCGUCUGAAUCUCAGUUUUGGCUUGGAUCUUAUCAAAAUUCGAGAGGCCAUGGUCUCCUUCCACUUCGAUGGAAUCCAAUUUGUUCUCUCGACAAAGCCAGCUGGCGGGCCUAGUAACAGUGGUACAAGUUCUACAUCUGCGCCUAACGGACUCCUCUUCCUAGAAAUUGUGGCCGAGUUCUCGAAUAAACUUCUAUCUCAAGAUAAACGAAGCCUCUCAAAUUACACCUACAAAGCCUUUCGAAAUGCAACAAUGGGCGAGGAGUGGGCAUCACUGCAGGCCUAUCGAACGAGCCUGGAUCCCGACUCGACAGAUCAUCACGCGCUAGGUGGUGGAGCAAAUCAGAGUCUCACUUCAGGAACCGUUGGACCUACUGGACGAGGUCGGGGUAGGCCUAGGCGGCCGAGGCCCGAGGAUACUCUUGAUCCGGGCACUCAGCAACUUGCGGGGGCUUCAGCAGCGAAACGAAGGAAACCUGACGAUGUUUGUGUGUCCGGGACUGCAUCUCCUGCUCGACGACCUGGUCGCCCUCCGGGGAGUGGGAAACGGCAAGCUCCUGUAAUGCCCCCUGCAAUGGCACCCCUUGGUCACUAA
This is a messenger RNA of Rodentolepis nana, 3765 nucleotides long. NCBI's taxonomy places the organism in Eukaryota, Metazoa, Platyhelminthes, Cestoda, Cyclophyllidea, Hymenolepididae. The record is from the annotation of a GenBank genome assembly.